Messenger RNA from Lasiodiplodia theobromae, 1923 nucleotides. RefSeq names its product Metacaspase-1A. Gene Ontology annotation, molecular function: cysteine-type endopeptidase activity. The coding region runs from base 1 to 1923 and encodes 640 amino acids. The transcript has a single exon. Lineage: Eukaryota; Fungi; Ascomycota; Dothideomycetes; Botryosphaeriales; Botryosphaeriaceae. The record is from RefSeq and is a predicted model, not a curated record. Gene Ontology annotation, biological process: proteolysis.
AUGUCUGUCGAUGACACUACCUCGGGACUUCCACGCAGAGCGCAACCGCAGAAAUGGGCCCUUCUGGUUGGGAUAGAUCACUACGGAACCGGGAACCUGAGUGGAGCUGUUCGAGAUGCCAUGGAAAUGGGAAUGAUCUUGCUCACGACAAUUAAUGUGCCCGCUUCCAACAUCCGCACCAUCCUUGGGCACACUCCUGGCGGUGACACGUCAAAAGUAUCACAACCAACCUCCCCAUCAAGGAAAGACAUCAUUGGUGCCAUGGAAUCCCUUGCAAAGGAUGUCCCGCAUGGUGAUUUUGUCUACAUCCAUUUCUCCGGUCAUGGGACUCAGGUGCCCACGGUCUACGAGAAACAAGGGUCGAAGCUAGACGAAGCGUUGCUGUGCGCAGACGGAUCCAUCAUACGCGACAUUGAAUUGGGCAUUCUUCUCGAUAAGCUCGCGGAGAACAACAGGACUGUACUAACGGUGCUCGACUGCUGUCACUCUGGUGGUGCCUUACGAACCGGUGAUGAAAUGAACACCCGUUACCGAGAAACAGUCGUCAUACCUGAGGUUACAAAGUGGCUGGAACCAAAAUCUCUAAAGGAGCAGAUGAAAUCGGCGACCUCAACGAUGGAUCAACAUUGGUUUUACAAAGACAGGUCCUUCAACCUCAUAGCAGCGUGCCAGCCGGAUGAGCGAGCCAAAGAGAUGCCUGAUGCCGACUACAAUUUUCGUGGCAUCUUGACGUAUUCCCUCAGAGAAUCCCUCGCAGCUCUCGGGUCGGAUGUCUUAACGACAAACUACCGAACUUUGAUGGAAAUUCUGCAGGUGAGGUGCCGGGUAGAAUCGGGUGGCUUCCAAUCUCCCCUCGGAUUCGGGCCAGUCGACAGGAUAAUAUUCGGUUUCGAUGACGGCCUCGCUCGAGCAACAGAUUUCUCCACUACUGCAAUAGUGGAAAGGGUUGAUGGGUCUGAGAUCUCUCUCAACCGCGGAAGGGCCGAUGGAGUCAGGUGGGCGGAUCAAUAUCUCAUUACUAGCGUCAAAAACGACCUUGAUGGUCUGGAAGUCAGUGUUGAAGACAUAGAUGACUUCAGCUGUCGAACAAAGCCAAUAACGCCGACCGACGAGAUCGACGCCAAGGAGUUUUGGUAUGCUAAGAGGUGUGGAAGGAUCACUCCAGUCCGAGUAACUGUGAUUCCACUGGCCGAAGCGCAUCAAGCUAUCAAGAACCUGAAAAGGGAUUGGCGAGACUGUAUCGAUGACGCAAAUCCAUUGGAGUUCCGCUUCGAUGGCAACUCUGAGGGAGCAGACUUUCUGCUCUCCAUUAACGGCGACUCCAAAAUCGAGGUUUCCCUUGGAAACGGGAAAGCUCUGGAAAACACUCCCACGUUGGCGGCAGAUGGCCGGAUCGAAACUACCAAACGACUUUGCGCAAUGUUGCGCCAUUUGCACCUGUACAUGAAUGUGGACAAAUUGCAACCCCCCAACAAGCUGGAUACGAAGCACGAGUUGCAAAUUCUGGAAGAAGAGCCUGGAGAUAACCCCAACAUACUGGCCAAAUUGACCAUGAAGUUUAAUAAUCGGUCACAAAAUACUGUAUGGAUAACGAUUCUUAAUCUGACACCCGAAUACAGUGUGAACACCAUUGUUCCAAGCGGCUUGGAGCCUGGAUUACAGGUCAGACCAAAUGAAAGCAUUGAGCCAAUCCACGGUAGGAUAGAGGUUCCGAAGUCCUUGCGGGGUAAAAAGGCUGGAUCGGAACUACACGACAAGUUCAAAAUGAUCAUUUUACUUCGACCUCACAACUUUUUCCAUUACCAACUUCCCUUGAUAUAUGACUUCUCGCCUCCUCAGUAUCGGAAUUUCACUCCAAGCGCUCUGCCUACAUGGGAUAUCUCUGAGAAGACUGUCACGCGCAAAAUCCGCAAAUCAUCUUGA